AUGCUAUUGGACUUGAAUACAAAUCACACACGAAUGCACGAUACUCACGUGCAUGAACAUUGCCUUAUGAAGAGUAUACGUGACGAUGGCGCAUUGCACUCAUGGAGCGACUCCUCAAAGGUCUUUUAUCCCAAGUCAUUUUACGCUACCGCUACCAAUAAGAAGAAUAAUAAGUUAGCCAGUGCCAGUAUGAACAAGACGAUUGCAAACAAUAGGACGGUGAGUGAUGAGAGUUAUUUUCACUCUACCAAGCCGUCGUUCGAUGGUUUAGCGAAUGCUGAACGUACUAGAAUACCAACUAAGAGAAAUAGCUUCAAGAGGACCAGAAUACUGAAGGCUCGGGACGAUUCCGAGCUGCUGAACGAAAAUCGCUCAUCUUUGAUGACCCCGUCCUUAAGCUCGGUCAUGUCGCAAGUUAAGAAAACGAAUUCCGCCAAGACGAUAUCGGGCGAAUGCCCCAUACAUGAGGGCCACUUGACACAGAGCAUAAAAAGGAAGUUUUCAGAGGAAACACAAAGUGACUGUUCCUCUUUGAGCUCCUCUAAAGUUCAUCCCCUGACGGAUGAUAUUGCUGAUGCUCCCGAUUUGCAAGCCCCCACGAUCGGCGAUGAGGUGCUGGCCGAGGCGGUGGUGCCCAAGAUGAAAAUAAUAAACAUAAAUGAUCUCGAUUUGUUCGACGACUGGGAGGUCAAGGAUUUAGUCGAUAUCUUUCCUCCCGUAUAUGAACGGCGCCCGCAAUCGUCCUCUGCUAUUUCAUUGGUUUCUGCGUCGUCCGAUGUCAAAUCUCGUCCAACCUCUGUAGACUUCCAAAUCAUUGACAAGAAAGGCGGCGGCGCUUCAAAAAGGAAGAGCAGGAGCAAAUCCACCACAGAGAACAUGAUUUACGAGAAUGACUUGGUAGAAUUAGAACAAUGGCCAUCCGCGUCACCGUCGUCCGAGACCGACGGUUCAACUGCACCUAGCGACUUGCUCUUACCUAACAAAAGAAUAAGACAAAAAAGUUUGAAUACCAAUUUCUUGAAGCUAUAUUCCAUCGAAACAUCAUGUAAAAGGAAGAGUAUCCUACCUGAAGUUGAAGUGGAUGACCAUUUGUUGAAACAACUAACGUAUUCCGAAAUUUGGUCCUUGGAAAUCAAAAAGGAACCCGAUGUCCCUACCAACGAUAUCAAGCUUGCCCUUAUUACUAGGAAAAAAUUAUGGUCUGACAUGGUCCACGAAACAAGAAAUGAUCUUUUUGGUGAUUCUACCCCUUGGAAUUUGCAUUUUGUCGCCACGACAAGCAACACGCAACCCUCACAAGGCCGUGAACCCACAAACGAACAUACAACGGCGGAUUCAAAGAGUUCUUUGGUCCGCGUACACUCAGACGUUAAACCAUGGUUCAACAAUGGCGGCACAAUGCUCAAACCAUGUGGGAAACUAAAUUUAGGCAAACUCACAAAUAAGACUACCGCGCCUACAAGGGAGAUUCAAUAUGUCGUAAAGGGCUGGUGUGAUAGCAGAUUUCUCUGA
Messenger RNA from Saccharomyces paradoxus, 1512 nucleotides. It is a transcript of the gene GIS3, whose product is annotated as Gis3p. The coding region runs from base 1 to 1512 and encodes 503 amino acids. Lineage: Eukaryota; Fungi; Ascomycota; Saccharomycetes; Saccharomycetales; Saccharomycetaceae. The record is from RefSeq and is a predicted model, not a curated record. The transcript has a single exon.